Molecule: messenger RNA, 1260 nt
Organism: Chaetomium globosum CBS 148.51
Lineage: Eukaryota; Fungi; Ascomycota; Sordariomycetes; Sordariales; Chaetomiaceae
Exons: 3
Coding region: 1-1260 (419 amino acids)
Biological process (GO): pantothenate biosynthetic process
Cellular component (GO): cytoplasm
Molecular function (GO): 2-dehydropantoate 2-reductase activity
Source: RefSeq, a predicted model, not a curated record
AUGGGUGGGCUUGAGUCUUUGAGCCCGGGCACCGACCCGGAUAGGCCCAUCCACAUUGUCUUCGUUGGUGCCGGCGCUGUUGGGUGCUUCUACGCCUCGCGGCUACACCAUCCAUCUCACAACAUCCAUGUCUCGCUCAUCGCCCGCUCCAACUACAAAGCCCUUGCCGAGCAUGGCGUCCAACUUCAAACUCACACUUUCGGGGACUAUACCUUCCGCCCGCACGCUGUCUUCCCCUCGGUAGCCGCCGCCGCCGCCAACCCCAGUCCGUCGGGCGCCGGGCCUCACGAGUGGGACUACAUCAUCGUCACCACCAAGGCACUGCCUGACCGCUCCGACGACAGCGCUCUCAUCGCCCCGCUCGUUAGCGCCAACUCGUGUAUCGUACUCAUCCAAAACGGCGUCGGCGUCGAGCAGCCCUACCGCACCCGCUUCCCCGCCACGCCCAUAAUCAGCGCCGUCACCGUCAUCUCCGCCGAGCAGACUUCCCCGGGCACCGUCCGGCAGAACCGCUGGACCCGCAUUCACAUCGGCCCCUACUCCGACUCGGCCUCCUUCUCCCCGCCCUCCGACAAAGCCACGGCCAGCUACCCGCGGGGCGACGACACAACCGGCGCGCUCACCCCAACGGGCGCCUCCCCCUCUCCCAGCACCACCACCGGCAACAACAACACCAACAGCAGCAGCAGCAGCAGCAGCAGCAGCACCCCCCACCCCACCUCCGCCGCCCUCCAACAAGCCGGCGCGCACCGCGCAGCCCUGCUCUCCGACUGGUGGACGCGGCUCGGCCAGAUCCGCGACGUGGACCUGGCUGCAGACGAGACAGCACUGCAAACGAUCCGGUGGCACAAGCUAUGCAUCAAUGCGGCGUUCAACCCCUCGGCGGUGCUCGCGGGCGGGCGCGGCAACGCCGACAUGGCGCGCGACGCCGAGCUGCGCGCCCACCUCGCGGGCGUGAUGCGCGAGAUCUGGGCCGCCGCGCCGCAGGUCCUGGGACGCGCGUUCCCGGCGUCGCUGGCGGGGCCGGAGAAGAUCCUGAGGAGCACGGAGCGGAAUGUGGGCAGCAAGCCGAGUAUGCUGCUGGAUUGGGAGGCCGGCAGGCCGAUGGAGAUUGAGGUGAUCUUGGGGAAUCCGGUCAGGAUUGCGAGGGCAAGGGGCGUGGAGAUGCCCAGGUUGCAGACGCUUUAUGCGUUGUUGAGGAGUGCGCAGGAGGUGAGGGAGGGGGGGAAGAAGGGGAGGGCGGAGAAGGGGAAGUUGUAG